AUUGAUGUGUGGGUGGUGCCUGUAAAGAGCAGACAGCUGGCGUGAAGUGCUUGCAUGAAAAUUGAAGUCAAAUAGCUACGAUAAUCAGAAUCUGUUUAGAUUGUUUUUGUGUGGGAAAAAAAUAUUACAUUCUUAUCAUAUAUUUGAGUUUAUCCUAAUAUUAAGAAAUUAGUUAAUUUGAGAGGAGAGGGGAGAAAGUACUUAUGAAUUUGCAAGCCGUUUGAUUCAAGUGAGACCUAUCCAUUGUGUACUUCUUUCGUCGAAUGCUAGCCGUUUAAUUUCAGUCACCAGCUUAAGAACUCAAGUGGAAAUGCGAUUUUUAUAAAGCGCUAUUUGCGUUCGGCGGACAGAGUGGGAUUUCUUGAGCUGGGGGGUCGGAACCGGUACAAAUGUGCAACAAAGCCCGCCAGAUCCUCGUAGGAAGGGGGUUUCUCUGUGUGACCGGAGAGCUCCCCCUGAAAGUCGAGGAGAUCGCGAAAUGGGAUUGGAAAUCCGGGAAAAUCAGAGCCGUGUCGCACAGGGAUGUUUCAGACCAGAACCUGAAGGUGUUUGUGGAGUUCGACGAGCAGCAGCCGGAGAGCCGGAGGUGGAUCAAGGUGUACGAGCCCCUGAUGAAGGUCUUCCUGGUGGAGCACACCCUGGGGCUGGCUCGCCGGCAGCUUCCUGGCGAGACCGCCAGUGUCCAGUGGCCGUCUGUGGUUUUUAAGCCUCUAGUGGACAUGAUUGGACUAGUGCUUAUUCCUGUGGAGUAUCUCCUGAUAAACAAGAGAACUUACAUUCCUGUAGGAACUGUCCAGCCUCUUGAGAGAUUAAGCUGCUUAGGGUUUUCUCUGAGGGACUUCCAAGAACUUCAGAAGGGGGUGAAAGCCUGGAUUAAAAAGCACGCAGCCGUACAGCUCCUGAUACGAGGCAACAGAAGCCUGAUUGGUUCCAAGAUGAAACUGUAUUGCGUGGACUCAGCCUGCCUGUGGUCUGUUGCUACUGUUGUCCAGCAAAAUCAGGAGACGCAGACCCUGCAGGUUCAACACGAGCAGUCAGGAAGUAUAGAGUGUGUAGACCCAGCUUUACUGGAAAUGGAGCUCCUGGUUCAUGUGUUGGACAGCUCAGGAACCACAAACCUGAAGAGGAAGCCCGACGAGGAGGCAGAAGGCCUUGAUGCUAAAAAGAGGAAAUCGAGCUGCGAUUCUUCUCCGGGCAGCGAAAUGCCAGGACCUCGCAAAGAGCCUCCUGUGCCUCCGAAUCCUGACCCGGCGGACGCACGGGGAGAAGCCGCGGCUGACCCGGACUCGGCGUGCGAAGAGCGCCGGCCCCUUGCCAGGGAGCCCUGCGCUGCUGGCCCUGCCAAGACGGAUGCAGAGGCCUGCAGCCUCAAGACGGUGCAGUCCAUCCCCUCGCUGUCCUCGGAGGUGCUGGUGGGCAGCACGGCCUCCUCCCCCGCGAGCAGACAGCCUGGACCGAGCUUCGCCGAUUCCCCACCCAGUUUCCAGGCCCAGACACCGUGGGGGAAUGAAACUACCGAUGGAAACCUGCUACAGAGCAGAAUGACGCAGAGUGUUGCCCAUAAUCCAUUUGAGGAAGCCUUCAGCUCCUUUUUUGCCCCCAAAUCCAGCUCUGCCUCUGCCGUGAAGGGCAGCCCUCCCUUCCAGGAGCUCCGAAACCUGCUCACGGCUGAUUGUCCUAAAACAGCUGGACACCCCGCGGUCCUCCAGAGCCCGUCCUCUCCCACCGCUCAGCCCUGCCUUCCCAAAGCAGAGCCGGGCAGGACAAGCCCGGACAGGAUUGAUGCGGACCAGGGACCGAGCCCGAGGGACGACCUGAAGUCCUUGCACGCCAGCGGCAGUCCAGUUAAUACGAAUGCGCUGCCACCGAAUUCCAUUCUGAACGAUGCCGCCGCGGUGGAGAGGCUGCAGCACACGGGCGAGUCCUUCCUCCAGGACGGCUCCUGCAACAGCAUCGCGCCGCACCUCCACAAAUGUCGGGAGUGCCGGCUGGCCAGCUACCGCCGCAGGAGCAGCCAGUCGGACACCACCGUCUUCUGUCGCUUCUUCCUCUUCAGGAGGCUUCAGUUUACAAAACAUGGUCUUCUACGAGAGGGAGGUUUCCUGACCCCCAGUAACUAUGGCCCCGACGCCCUCAGCCUCUGGAUGCCAGCCAGGAGCCGGGUGAAGGGCCUGGACCUGGACACUGCCAAAUACAUCCUGGCCAACGUUGGGGAUCAGUUCUGCCAGCUGGUCAUGCAGGAGAAGGAGGUCAUCUCUUCCAUACAGCCGGAUGUGGCGAUAGUAUGGAAGCGCGCGGUCUGUGGAGUGCGGGACAUGUGCGAUGUGUGCGACACCACUCUGUUUAACAUCCACUGGGUCUGUCCUAAGUGUGGCUUCGGGGUCUGUCUGGAUUGCUUCAGGAACAAGAGCAACAGCGCAGAGAGAAGAAGUUCUCUGUUCUCCUGGAUGAAGUGUGUGAGAGGACAGCCACACGAACUGGACCACUUGAUGCCAACACAGAUCAUUCCUGGAACAACUCUCUAUGAUUUUUGUGACAUAGUUCAUUCUGUGAGAGGGAAAUGGGGGAUUAAGGCAAACUGUCCGUGUUCCAGCCGCCACACGAGAGCCACUUCGAAGCCACUGCUGAAAGAGGAAAGGAAGCCCCAGAAUAUAGCCCUGUUAGCAAAUCCCUUGCUGGACUCCUCACUGCGUAACAAGUCUACAGAUGCAGUUCCUUCCACUUCAGCCAGUGCUGCUGUUGUAACAACUUCUGAUCCGGUGGGCAGACCCCCAGCAUCCCUCAACCACACCCCCCUCAGCUGGCUAUCUGCACUGGGCAGCCACAGUGUGAAUAAGGAGAACAAGGGGAGUAAUCUCAUCACUCCUUCAACUAAUGAGCCCAAACGCCACAACUCCUCAUCACCGCUCAGCUCGCUGUUCAUCAAACCUUCCCACAGCCUGCAGACCUUCAACGGUUCGGUUUUAACAUCGGUGACCAACAAGAACACAGGGAGCCUCCGCAGCUUGCUCAACGGAGAACAGAACGAGACGGGAACGAAAAGCACACCAAAAAUCCUUGACGACAUCUUUGCCUCAAUCGUGCAAAGCAAAGUCCCGGGCGAGUCUCCGUCCAGACGGACCGAUCCCAGAGACGCGGUGUGUAAGCCGAGGUCCGUGCUGAACCCCAGCGUGGUGAGCACAGACGUGCCUCAUUGCUGGCUCUGUGAUGGCCGCCUGCUCUGCCUGCAGGACCCCACGCACAGGAACAACUGGAACAUUUUCAGGGAGUGCUGGAAACAGGGACAGCCCGUGAUAGUGUCAGGGAUGCACACAGUGCUGAACUCAGAGCUGUGGAGACCCGAGACGUUCAGUGAGGAGUUUGGGGAUCAGGAAGCGGACUUGGUCAACUGCCGCACGAACGCCAUCCUGUCUUCCACCACGGUGGGCGACUUCUGGGACGGCUUUGAGAACAUAUCACGGCGCCUGAAGAAUGAGGAAGGGGAGCCCAUGGUGCUGAAACUGAAGGACUGGCCCCCCGGGGAGGACUUCAGGGACAUGAUGCCGUCUCGGUUUGAUGACCUCAUGAACAACAUUCCUCUCCCAGAAUACACCAGGCGAGAUGGCAAGUUGAACCUGGCGUCCAGGCUCCCAGAGUUCUUCGUCCGGCCUGAUCUGGGUCCGAAGAUGUACAACGCCUAUGGUCUUAUAACGGAUGAAGACCGCAAGUAUGGCACUACCAACCUCCAUCUGGACGUGUCUGAUGCUGCCAAUGUCAUGGUGUAUGUGGGGAUCCCUGAGGGAGAAAAAGAGCACGAACAAGCUGUGCUGCAGACGAUAGAGGAUGGAGACGUAGAUGCACUGACCAUAAAACGGAUGGUUGAACUGGGGGAAAAGCCCGGAGCUCUGUGGCACAUUUAUGCAGCCAAGGAUACAGAUAAGAUUCGGCAGCUGCUUUUAAAGGUGGCCGAGGAGCAGGGAGAGGAGAACCCGCCAGACCACGACCCCAUCCACGACCAGAGCUGGUACCUGGACCGGGUGCUGCGCCGCCGCCUGCUGCAGGAGUAUGGGGUGCAGGGCUGGGCCAUUGUCCAAUUCCUGGGGGAUGUCGUCUUCAUUCCUGCCGGGGCGCCGCACCAAGUGCACAACCUCUACAGCUGCAUCAAAGUUGCAGAAGACUUUGUUUCGCCAGAACACGUGAAGCACUGCUUCCGCCUUACUCAGGAAUUCAGAUACCUCUCGAGCACUCACACCAACCACGAAGACAAACUGCAGGUGAAGAACGUGAUCUACCAUGCAGUGAAAGAUGCAGUCUCCAUGCUUAAAGCCCAUGAUGUUAUUAAGCCUUCUGAUUAAACUUCCAGUAUGGACUGUUGCACUGUGCUUAUGGCAGCUAUGGUUGAGAAAUUCCUAAAGCAUCAUUAAAUUGGAAGAGUUAUUGUUUCUGCAUGGUUGUAAUAUACUUUAUUUAAAUUCCUGAUAUACAUUCAGAGUACAGAUCUGUGUGUCCUACGUUAAAUAUAAACUGAAUAUUUCAGAAGUGAUAUUCGAGUACAGUUGCUUUUUAUUCUGCUUAAACGAAGCGAUGCAAUAUGCAGUGAUUCAGAAUAUGCUUACAUGUAAAUGGAUGGACUUGUAUCAUAACUAUACACUCUUCUAGCAAAAACUACAAUGUUUAAAUGUAAGGGGAUUUUCCGCUUUAAGUCUUGGUAUAUAUAUAUAUAAAUAUUUUGGAGGAAAAUAAUUUAUUUUUAAAAGGAAAUGUCUGGGUUCUUAAACAAAUUGAUGUAGUGAAACAAAGUGGCUUAAUAGUCCCAGAAAUCUGCUACAGUAUUUGAAUUAAAAAAAAACACUGAAACAUGGCAGUUCAAAGUCCCAGCACUAUAUAAGUUUAAAUAAAUUUUCAUUGUGAUGACUUUUCAAUGAGGUUAUUGUGCCAAUGUGUGUAUUUUUUUAACUGUUCAGUAGUAAGUACACAUAUUUUGAGAGCAGUACAGAAAGUAUUCUGAAUGUUCUGAAUAAAUGUUUUUAAUCUGUU
This is a messenger RNA of Lepisosteus oculatus (spotted gar), 5016 nucleotides long. RefSeq names its product lysine-specific demethylase 3A. NCBI's taxonomy places the organism in Eukaryota, Metazoa, Chordata, Actinopteri, Semionotiformes, Lepisosteidae. Gene Ontology annotation, cellular component: histone deacetylase complex; chromatin. The record is from RefSeq and is a predicted model, not a curated record. Gene Ontology annotation, biological process: regulation of transcription by RNA polymerase II. Gene Ontology annotation, molecular function: transcription coregulator activity; histone H3K9 demethylase activity; chromatin DNA binding.